Molecule: messenger RNA, 768 nt
Organism: Herpailurus yagouaroundi (jaguarundi)
Lineage: Eukaryota; Metazoa; Chordata; Mammalia; Carnivora; Felidae
Product: succinate dehydrogenase [ubiquinone] cytochrome b small subunit, mitochondrial-like
Exons: 2
Biological process (GO): mitochondrial electron transport, succinate to ubiquinone; tricarboxylic acid cycle
Cellular component (GO): mitochondrial envelope; membrane; respiratory chain complex II (succinate dehydrogenase)
Molecular function (GO): heme binding; ubiquinone binding
Source: RefSeq, a predicted model, not a curated record
AUGAGCUUUACAAAAGGAGGCGUUUUGUUUUAUUCCAACUGUAGCUUCCUCACCCUUGAACAAUCAUGGAAGAAUAAAAGUAGCUUCAGUAGAGAGAGGGACGAGUCUCCGGAGGCUGUCUUGUGUAGUGCCCAAAGAGGCAGAGCUCUGUUUCUACAGAUGCCAGUGGUCAGACAUGCUCGUGCUCACGUGUUAGCAUUUCUCCAGGUCCGACCUGCCUCAGGAUGGUGGAAAACACAGCACAUUCAUCUGUGACCCAACCACCAUUGUGGUUCCUAGGCUUCAUCUCUCAGCUUGACUGGUGAGAGGGUUGGCAGUGUUUUGCUCCUGGCCUUAGUUCCAGCUGCUGAUUUGGACCAUGGCUCUGUGACGGACUACUCCCUGGCUGCAGCCCUCACUUUUCAUAGUUACUGGGGCCUUGGACAAGUGGUUACUGACUAUGUUCGAGGGGAUGCUUGGCAGAAGGCUGCCAAGGCAGGUGUUUUGGCAUUCUUGGCUUUAACCUUUGCUGGGCUUUGUUAUUUCAGCUUUUAUCCUAUGGGCAUCUGCAAAUCUGUUGCCAUGAUGUGGAAGCUCUGACCUCUUUGACCUAAUACCUUGAGAAUGGACUGUACACCUCUUUUCCUCUGCUCUGUUAAGCCAUUUAACUCACAAUAAGGAGGAAAUAACAGUUAAGCCCACUGGUGAGACAAAUCUCUUCUCAACACCUGGUUAUUUUUAGAACUUAGUCUUUGAGGAAAAAGUGUGAGAGGAAUUGUAUCCAAGAAA